This is a messenger RNA of Loxodonta africana (African savanna elephant), 18519 nucleotides long. It is a transcript of the gene CYTH1, whose product is annotated as cytohesin 1. Gene Ontology annotation, molecular function: guanyl-nucleotide exchange factor activity. Gene Ontology annotation, biological process: regulation of ARF protein signal transduction. The transcript is spliced from 13 exons. The coding region runs from base 12561 to 13763 and encodes 400 amino acids. The record is from RefSeq and is a predicted model, not a curated record. NCBI's taxonomy places the organism in Eukaryota, Metazoa, Chordata, Mammalia, Proboscidea, Elephantidae.
GCCACUCCUGCUCUUUUUUGAUUGUUGUUUGCUUGAUAUAUUUUUUUCCAUCCUUUGAGUUUUAGUUCGUUUGUGUCUCUAAGUCUAAGGUAUAUCUCUUGUAGGCAGCAUAUAGACGGAUCGUGUUUCUUUAUCCAGUCUGAGACUCUCUGUCUCUUUAUUCGUUCAUUUAGUCCAUUUACAUUCAGCGUAAUUAUAGAUAAGUAUGAGUUUAGUGCUGUCAUUUUGAUGCCUUUUUGUGUGUGUUGUUGACAAUUUCAUUUUUCCACUUUUUUGCGCUGAGACGUUUUUCUUUGUAAGUUGUGUAUUCACCAUUUUCAUAGUAGUCGAAUUUGUUUGCUGAGUUGUUAUGUUUUUCUUGGUUUUUAUUUUGAUUUAUGGAAUUGUUAGACCUCUUUGUGGUUACCUUAAUAUUUACCCCUAUUUUUCUAAAUAAAAACCUAACUUGUAUCGUCCUAUAUCGCCUUGUUUUCCUCUCCAUAUGGAAGAUCUGUGCCUCCUGUAUUUAGUCCCUCUUUUUGAUUAUUGUGAUCUUUUACAUAAUGACUUCAAUGAUUCCCUGUUUUGAGCAUUUUUUUCUUUUUAAAAUAAAUCUUAAUUUGUUGUUGUGAUUUCCCUGUUUGAGUUGAUAUCAGGAUGUUCUGUUUUGUGACCUUGUCUUGUGCUGGUAUCUGAUAUUAUUGAUUUUCUGACCAAACAAUUUCCUUUAGUAAUUCUUGUGGCUUUGGUUUGGUUUUUGUAAAUUCUCUAAAGCUUGCGUUUAUUUGUAAAUGUUUUAAUUUCACCUUCAUAUUUGAGAGAGAGUUUUGCUGGAUAUAUGAUCCUUGGCUGGCAGUUUUUCUCCUUCAGUGCUCUAUAUAUGUCAUCCCAUUGCCUUCUUGACUGCAUGGUUUUUGCUGAGUAGUCUGAACUUAUUCUUAUUGAUUUUUCUUUGCAGGAGACUUUUCUUUUAUCCCUGGCUGCUUUUAAAAGUUUCUCUUUAUCUUUGGUUUUGGCAAGUUUGAUGAUAAUAUGUCUUGGUUAUUUUCUUUUUGGAUCAGUCUUAUGUAGGGUUCGAUGAGCAUCUUGGAUAGAUAUUCUUUCGUCUUUCAUGAUGCCAGGGUAGUUUUCUGCCAACAGAUCUUCAACUAUUCUCUUUGUGUUUUCUGUUUUCCCUCCCUGUCCUGGAACUCCAAUCACACGCAAGUUAUUCUUCUUGAUAGAGUCCCACAUGAUUCUGAGGGUUUCUUCAUUUUUUUAAAUCUUUUAUCUGAUUUUUCUUCAACUAUAUUGGUGUCAAUUGCCUUAUCCUCCAACUCCCCCACUCUGCAUUCCAAUUGCUUGAUUCUGCUCCUCUGACUUCCUAUUGAGUUGUCUAAUUCUGUAAUUUUACUGUUAAUCUUUUGGAUUUCUGAAUGCUGUCUCUCUAUAGAUUCUUGCAGCUUAUUAGUUUUUCUACCGUGUUCUUGAAUAAUCUUUUUGAUUUCUUCAACUGCUUUAUCAGUGUGUUCCUUGGCUUUUUCUGUAGAUUUCCUUAUUUCAUUUCUGAGGUCAUCCCUGAUGUCUUGAAGCAUUCUUUAUAUUAGUUUUGUAUAUUCUACAUCUGGCAAUUCCAGGAUUAUAUCUUCAUUUGGGAAAGAUUUUGAUUCUUUAAUUUGGGGAGUUGUAGAAGCAGUCAUGGUCUUUUUCUUAAUGUGGUUUGAUAUCAACUGCUGUCUCUGAGCUAUCUGUAAGAUAUUGUAAUGAUUUAUAUUUGCUCACUGAGUCUUAUCUUGUUUUGUUUUCUUUCAUUAUACGCAGAUGGGCUACUAGAUUGCACUGUCUUGAUUGUUGUAGCCUUUGAAUUGCUUAUGUUCUAUUACUGGCUGGUUUGGGCUGUUACCAGAUAUGUAAGCCUAAGAGUCCAUUCACUAUUCUUGAAUAGAAUCAGCUUAGGUGUUUUGAUUUUGGGUCACCAAGUGUGUGGUGUAAACUGUCACCUAUUAACUUAGAGGAGUAGUGGUGAUAGUUGUGUGCACCAGAUUCUAGUAGCAACAGGGGGUCACACUCCAGGGGGGCUGGAUGCUGACAGCCUUCCCCCAUGUGCCAGUGCGGUAGGUGUGUCUCUAUUCCUAAAGCACUUUGGUGGGUGGGCUCUGCAGCUGUACCUUAGGCACCCAAUGCAUGUACCUCUAAAGAUUGGUAGGUGUCAGUAUCCUCAGACCCCUUUGGCAGGUGGCUAGGUGGUUUGGGUGGAGCUUCAGCCCUCAGUUCCCCGUUGUGGAUCAGUGAGGGCUCUGUUUAAUAGGUAGAGAUAUCAGACCUGGAAAACUUGUCUUUCCAGUGAUCCAGUAAAACAAUUACAGUCAGAUCUCUAUCAGAAUUGCCUUUGCAUUAUAAUAGCCACCUUGUUCCCUGUAGGGAUGAAAGCCAAAGACUGUGGAUCUCAUAUACUUGGCUGGAACUGGUUCUGUAUUUUUAUUCCAGUUUAGGGAAGUUACGGAAGGAUUUUUCAUCCCUGGGUUUUUAAUAGCUGCUUCUCUCAGGCCAGGAGAAUGGGUUAGGAAAAGACAAAAAAAAAAAAAAAAAAACCAAACAAACAAACCACAGAGCACUUCACUCCCUGGCCCAGGAAAUUCCAAUGUUAAUGAAGCCACCUGGGGCAGAGAGGGUAGGGAUCAGAUAAAUAGGAGAGAGUAGCACCCAGCAAUAUAGACAAAGUUACUUAUCUUGCUUGGCGAUGACUGUUUUAUCUGAGAUUCCCUGAGGGGCGGGGGGCGUGUAGCCUAUGUGUGCUGGCAGGGUCGAGAUUGCCCCCGAGGGUCAGACUGGCUUCCUGUGCUUGUGCUGUCUCAGAAGCUGUGGUCAGCUCCUCCGCUCCCAGUCCAAAGCCCAGCGCCUCCCGGUGACUUCUCCUCUUGUCAGCCACGUUGUUGCGCUGCUGGCAUGCGCUGGCUGGGCUUCCCCCGAGGUCACUUCAGGGGGCUAGGGCUGCGUCCCGUGUUUGCACCACCUCAGGAAGCCAUGCUUAGCUCCCCUGUGCCCGGUCCAAAGCCUGGCACCAAGGGUUUCUGACUGGGAUGCUGGCUCUAGGCUCUGAAAACAGUCGCUGCUUCCCUGUGGUUGCUCGUUCUCUUGUUAGCUGCGUCAGUGUGCAGCCUGCUUGUGCUGGCUGAGUCUCUACUGAGGUUACCCCAAGGAGCUAGGGGUUAGGGCUGUGUCCUGUGCCUGCCCCGCCUCAGCAAGCUGUAGUCAGCCCCACCACUCGGCACCAGGGAACUGCGAGGGCUCAAGGCUGUGGAGUGGGACGCAGGUUCCAGAGGUGGUCGCUGCUUCAGGGCGCAGCUUUUCACUCCCCUGUCACUCAGGUCAACUCUUUAGAUCUGUGUUUGAUGGUCAGGGUUCGUAUAUUGUCAUGUAUGUGAUCGAUUCACUUGUUUUUCUGAGUCUUUGUUGCAGCAGGGAUCCGAGGUAGCUUCUACCUAGUAAGCCACCUUGGCCCCGCCCUCCUGCUUAACCUUUUUGCAAAACCUUUAAAAGUGUUUUGCAGUAUUUUCGGGUUUCUGCCUGCCGAGGAUUGACAAGCCUUUGUCACCGUGUGUUCCAACCUACGGAUGUCCUUCCAGGGGUUUUUAAGACAUUUACAUGAUUGUAUUGCAACACUUACGAGUAAUUUACAGAAGAACAAAUGCCCACGCCAAAUAAACACAACGAAAGAGCUUUGACAUCACUGGUAAUCAGCAGCAUAAAUGUUAAGAGACUAUCAAGUCGGCAAAUGUUUUAAAUGAUAAUACUCACUGGGGAUGAAGUCGUGGCGAGGCUAGUGCUUUCAGACACAGCUGGAAAAUGGAAACAUUUGAGAAACUGAUUUCAUAGCAUGUGUGAGUCUUAAAAUAGGUUAUAUCUUUUGACCUAUAAGUCUGCUUCUGGAAUUUAGCCUAAGGAACCAAUCAGAGAAGAGCACAAAGGUACAGUGUAUUGCAGCAUUACAUAGGAUAUAAUGGAAACGACGUUACAUGUGAUUAUAUGUCAUCACAUAGGAUAUAAUGGAAACAACAGGUACGUGUCCAGCGGUAGAGCUGGCUAAGUACAGUAUAGAUCAUCAACCGUUACAAACACGCAUCCCUCUGAUUCCAGUCCAGCACUUUGGGAUUCUUUCUAGCCUGCGCCCUUUUCGUGUUCCUACAUCCCUUUUCCAGUAGUGACAAACCUGGUUCCUCCUGUCUUCUGACUUCGGGAUUGUGCAGAUACUUUCCUUCUGCUCUUCCAGUUCCACCCCCUUCUCCAGUCACUCUCUCGAGGUAGACUCAGCCUGUGUACAGUGAUCGGCAGGCUCCCUGGCCCUCUGCUCCUGGUGGAUGGAGGAGAGUGAGGACAAAGCCAUUUCUCCUGGGCUCCUCCCUGCCAGGCAGCAGAGGGUCAGCUGGAUCCUUCUACGAGGUGGGCCCCUCCGUUCAGCAGUGCUUGUGCCUUCAGCCCCUCCAGCCUAGGACUGGUACUUUAUCAUUCCUUGGUGGCGUCCCUAAGCGCAGCCCUCGCUUUUGUAGAUAAUCCCAUUCUUCAACUCCUUCCGAAUUCCCACUUUGUGACUGAUAUUAAAUAUCAGGCUUUAAAAACAAGCAAAAAAACCCUUUCCCUAGGGCAUGUCAUAAAUAUCUGUGUGUUCUUUUUCCGGUGUCAUUUUCAGCCAUCAUGUGCUGGCAUAUUUUCAUCUUAGCCAUCUCCAGAUGCUGUCAGACUGGGGCAAAGGAUUAAGGCUAGUAGAGGCAUUUAUUAAUUGAAAAUGUAAAAUGGUAUUUUAUAUCUUGGGUCAAAAUUCCUGCAUCAAGAUCCCCUCGUGUAUGAUUUUCAGUAUGUACAGAUAUAAGUGUUUUCUUCUACUUUGUUGGUUGAAGGCUUGUUACAUGACCUGUGCCAGCUCCUCUGUUUGUCCUGUGGCCUUUUUCCCCCUACCCCCAUCACUGGCCCGGGCAUUGCUCUUUCUGAGGCCUGUUUGCUUGUUCUAUAAGAUGCCAGUAUUUUUCUAGUUAUUUCUAAGUGUACUUGGAAGUUUUCUACACAAUUUGCAUUUAGAUAGAUACAUCGUAAUCUUUCUGUAACACUCUAUUUGGGAUUGAUACUAUCGAUAGGCCUUCUGAGUAGGGUGACUGUGUGUCUCAGACACAGCCCUAGUGUCUGCCUCUUGUCUGAUGGAAUUACUAAUAGCACCCACUUUCAGUCUCAAAGACAUCCCAAUAUGGGUGAUAAGUUAUGUAGUCACUUUCCUUACGUGUGAGUCAGACAUGUUUGGUGCUUCAGUAGUUAAAUUUCUGUGCUAAGGAAUUUAAGACCUGCCUUUUCAUUCAUUGUUUCAUUUCAGUCUUGUGAUUUAUUGCAGUAGCAUUGGGGCAAUGAAAGUCAAGAAGGUGACAAAGUCGAGUUGGAGCAGGUAUGCCCCCCACAUUUCCAGCUUUAAGGGACGUGGCCUGGCUCACACAGCCCAAGGGGUGCUCUUCUGACAGUGGCUUGUGGGGCUGGAACAGAGACCUAGCCCAAAGGCAGCCGUUUUAUAGGCUGACCAGGAGUCCAUGAGGUGGCCUGCCACAAAGAGCUGUGCCCAGCAGGGAUGCUGGCUCCCUCUUUUAAGAGGAUGGACUGGGAAGGGUAGCGAGAGGGAGCAGUGCAUCAUGGGAGCAGCAGUGAAGUCCCCGAGGUCAGGAGAGACAGAGGACAAAUGGCCAUGGGCACGCUGAACGGGGCAGCUGUGGGCAGGGAUGGGCUCUGGGGAGUAGAGCGUGUGCCCAGUGGGCCCUGCAGCUCUGGAAAUACAGCUCCUUCCUUCUGCUUGCCCAGCCCAGAGAGCUGGGGGAAAUCUGAAUUUCCUUUCACACCCCACAAACAAGUCCUUGACUCUUGCUUAAAAAGAAAUAUAGCCAGACUUUGACCAUGUUUACAGUUUAAUAAACACCAUUAUCUCUUGCUGGGUGACUGCGAAGACCCCCACCUCCACCUGCUGGUCUCUUUGCCUCUGCCUGGCCCUUCUAGGGUCUGUCUUCAACCAAUUGCCAGAGUGGUGUGUUCCAAAGGAGGUCAGACGACACCACUCUGCUCAGACCUUGGCAAUGGUGUCCCAUCUUACCCAGAAUAGAAGCUAGAUUCCUUGUUACAGCCUUUAAGGCCCUGUAUAGUCCUCACCUCUCUGACCCUAUCCCAUCAGUUGAGUAUAAACGUCAGGAGGGCAGCUAUUUUUGUCUGUUUAGUUCUCUCAUGUAUCUCUAGUGCCUAGCACUGGGUCAUGCUCAGUGAAUGUGUGUUAAAUGAAAUAGAUGAAGGAUAAGAUUGUAGAUUUGACUGUAACAAAAUAAGAAAUCCUGUAAAACGAUAGAAACCACAGCUAAAGUUAAAAACAAGUGACAGAUUGUGAGAAAAUGUUUGCAACAUAAUGCAAAGGAUUAAUAAUCUACAAAAUCAGUAAGAAAAAAGAUAACCCAGUAGAAAAAUGGGCAUAGGAUGUGCAUAAGCAGCUUACCAAAGAGGAAAAGCCUCAAACUUAUGAAAAGAUAAUCAUUGUCACUGGUCAUUGCAAACUGUGUACAGCAAUGAGAAACCAUUUUUGCCUGUCAGACUGGCAGAAAUGAAGCUCGAUGCUCUCAGGGGUGGAGAGGCUGCAGGAAAGUGGCAGGCACUUUGGCAGUAUCUAUUAAAGCUGGAAGUGUUCAUACCUAAUGACCCAGCAGCCUGCUUGAGGUAUCUUCUCCAGAGAAACACUCCACCAUUUGCCAGUAGAAAUCACCUGCCCUCUUAAAAGUGCAGAUCAUCAUCAAAGAAUCAGACCUGAACCAAAGGUAGGAAAUGCUGAUUUGGGAAUCAUUAGUUGCUUUGGUUUUGGAAUGGAACAGGUUGAAAUGACACUGGGAUUCCUUAUGAAUGGAGGUUGGAAAGGACAAAACAUAACUGUUAUUUUAACAUACUAAACUAAGAAGCAAAAAGCUGAGCUAGAGAAAUAAGGCGUAAAAAGGAGAUAAAGGGCAUUCAGUAAGGACGGAGUAAAACUAUCCCUAUUCACAGAUGAUAUGACCCUAUACAGAGAAAAUCCCAAAGAUUCCACAAGAAAGCUACUGGAAUUAAUAGAAGGUUUCUUAGGCUGGAUUCUCUAGAGAAGCAAAACCAACAAAGAGUAUAAAUAUAUACAGAGAGAGAUCUGUAUCAAUGAAAUGGCUCACGUGGUUGUAGAGAUUGGAACGUCCCAAGUCCGUGGGUUAGGGUAGAGGCUUCUCCUGAUUACAUAGCUGCAGGGGCUGGUGGAUCCAAGAUUGGUAGGUCAGAGAGCAGGGCUCUUGCUCACAGCCUGCGAAGAUUGACAAAUCCCAAGAUUGGCAGGCAAGACCGCAGGUAAGCUGCUAACUCAAGUUCCAAGAACCAGACGUCAGACGAACAGGAGCCAGCUGUAGGAUCCAGAGCAAGCAAAAGCUCUUGAGCCUUUCCAGAAUGUACAGUUAUAGUCACUGCAGGCCAUACACCCAAGGAAAUUCCCUUUCAAUUGAUUGGCUACUCACAGUAGAUCCCAUCAUGGAGGUGAUCACAUUAUAUCAAAUGUCAUCAUGGAAGUGAUCACAACCACUGAGAAUCAUGGCCAAGCCAAGUUGACACACAGCCUUAACCAUCACAAAACGAUUCAGCAAAGUAGCAGAAUACAAGAAUCAACAUAAAAAAAAAAUCAGUUGGAUUCUUCUACACCAACAAAGAGAACUUCAAAAAGGAAAUCAGGAAAACAAUACCAUUUACAAUAUCCUCCCAAAAGAUAAAAUACUUAGGAAUAAAUCUAACCAGGGACAUAAAAGACCUAUACAAAGAAAACUACAAAUCACUACUGCAGGAAACCAAAAAGACCUACAUAAAUGGAAAAACAUACCAUGCUCAUGGAUAGAAAGACUUAACAUUGUGAAAAUGUCAGUACCACCCAAAGAAAUCUACAAAUUUAGUGCAAUUCUGAUCCACAUCCAGUAGCAUUCUUCAAAAGAUAGAGAAACUAAUCAUCAACUAUAUGGAAAGGAAAGAGGCUCCGGAUAAGUAAAACAUUAUUGAAGAAGAACAAAGUAGGAGGCCUCACACUACCUGAUCUCAUAACCUGCUAUGCAGCCACGGUAGUCAAAACAACCUGGUACUGGUACAACGACAGACACACAGACCAAUGGCACAGAAUUGAGAACCCAGACAUAAAUUCAUUCACCUAUGGACAGCUGAUCUUCGAGAAAAGGGCCAAAGUCAUUUAAGUGGAAAAAAGGCAGUCUCUUUAACAAAUGGUGCUGGCAAAACUAGAUGUCUGUUUGUAUACAAAUGAAACAGGACCCAUACUAAAACCAUACACAAAAACUGACUCAAAAUGGAUCAAAGACCUAAAUAUAAAACCUAAAACUAUAAAAAUCAUGGAAUUAAAAAUAGGGACAAUGCUAGGGGCCCUAAUAUAUGGCAUAAGUAGAAUAGCAAACAUAACUAAAGAUGCACAAACAGCAGAAGAUGAACUAGAUAAAUGGGACUUCUUAAAAAUUGAACCCUUAUGCUCAUCAAAAGACUUCUCCAAGAGAGUAAAAAGAGAACCUACAGACCGGGAAAAAUUUUUUGGCUGUGACAUAUCUGACAAGGGUCUAAUCUCUAAAAUUUAUAGAAAACUUCAACACCUCAACAACAAAAAGACAAUCCAUUUAAAAAAUGGGCAAAGGGUAUGGGCAGACACUUCACCAAAGAAGACAUUCAGGCGGCUAGUAAAUAUAUGAAGAAAUGCUCGUGAUCACUAAGAGAGAUGCAAAUCAAAACUACAAUACCAUACCAUCUCACCCCGACAAUAAUGGUACUAAUAUAUUUUUUUUAAAAGUUGGUGAGGUUGUGGGGAGAUGAGAGCUCUUACACAGGGCUGGUAGGAGUGUAAAAUGGUAUAACUACUAUGGAAAGCAGUAUGGCACUUCCUUAAAAAGCUGGAAAUAGAAAUACCGUAUGAUCCAGCAAUCGUACUCUUUGGUAAAUACCCUAAAGAAAUAAAAGCCAUGACAUGAAUAGACAUAUAUCCACACCCAUGUUCAUUGUACGUUAUUCACAAUAACAAAAAGAUGGAAACAACCUAAGUGUAACCUAAGUGCCCAUCAGUAAAUGAAUGGAUAAACUGUGGUACAUUCACAUAAUGGAAUACUGCCCAACGAUAAAGAAUAACGAUGAAUCCAUGAAACAUCUCACAACAUGGGUGAAUUUAGAGGACAUUAUGCUGAGUGAAAUAAGUCAAUCACAGGACACAGAUUGUAUGAGACCAGUAUUAUAAAAAAAACAAGAAAAAGUUUACACAGAAAAAAAAAAAUCUCUGCUAGUUACCAGGGGCGGGAGUGAAAAUUACUAACUAGAUAGAAGACACAUGUUAAUACUGGUGAAGGGAAAGGCAAUAUACAAUAUGGCGGAAGUCAGCACAACAUGACCAAGGCAGACGCUGAGAGGAGUGCAAGAAUAAAGGGCAACUACAGAUAGUAAUUACUAUAACACAGACAAUCCUGCAAAGAUAGUAUUGUUGUUAGGUACUGUCGAGUCAGUUCUGACUCAUAGCAACCCUAUGUAUGACAGAAUGAAACCCUGCCUGGCCUGCGUCAUCCUCACAGUUGUUGUUAUGCUUGAGGCCACUGUUACAGCCACUGUGUCAACCCAUUUCGUUGAGGACAUUCCUUUUUUUUGCUGACCGUCUACUUUACCAAGCACGAGGUCCUUUUGCAGGGUCCAGUCCCUCCUGAUAACAUGUCCAGAGUAUGUGAGAGGUCUCGCCAUCUGUGCUUCUAAGGAGCAUUCUGGCUGUACUUCCAAGACAGAGUUUGUUCUUUUGGCAGUCCAUGGUGUCUUCAAUAGUAUUAACAAACAAUGAUUUACAAAUGGAUACGUAGGUAGAUAGGUAUGCUAAAGAGGUGUGGGAGGGCAUAAGGGAGCACACCCAUCUGCAUAUGCAGGUUUGGUUGUGGAUAUUUCUACAUACAUAAUUGUAGGUGUUGUUUGUGUAUUAAUAUAGACAAUAGAGUACACAAGGGGCACAGUGAUGGAAACCUCUUAGACAUAACCAGACACCUCAUGGGAGGGACCAAGUUCCAAGGCUCGAAGGCGAAGGACCAUAGACUUAGGGGACAUCUAGGUCAGUUGACACAACGUAGUUCAUAAAGACAAUGUUCUGCAUCCUAGUUUUGUGAGUAGCAUCUGGGGUCUUAAAAGCUUGCAAGCGGCCAUCUAAGAUAAAACUAUUGGUCUCUUCCCAUCCGGAGCAAAAGAGAGUAGAGAAAUCCAAAGACUCAAGGGAGCAAUUAGUUAAAAGAAUUAAAGGACCAUGUGAACCACAGCCUGCAUAACACCAAGACUGGAAGAUCUAGAUGGUGCCUGGCUGCCAGUACCGACCGCUCUUCUGGGAUUCAACAGAGGGUCCUGGACAGAACGGGAGAAAAAUGUAGAACAAAAAAUCAGAUUCACACACACACACACAAAAAAAAAAACUUACUGGCCUGACAGAGACCAGAGGAACCCCUGAGCAUAGGGCCCUAAGACACCUUUCUGACCUGGAACUGAAGCCAUUCCCGGAGACCACCUUUCAGCCAAUCAGCAGGCCCAAAAAAUAAACAGUAACACCCAAGAGGAACGUAUUCCUUAGAACAAUCGAUUAUACGAGACCAAAAGGACAGCACUUGUCCAAAAGUAAAGAUGAGAAGGCAGGAAGGGGUAGAAAAUCCUGACGAAAGGAAACAGAGAACCCAGGGUAGAAAUGGGGACGGUGCUGAGACAUUGUGGGGACUGCAGCCAAUGCCAUGGAACACUGUAUGUACAAACUAUAGGAUGGGAAACUAAUUUCCUCUGUAAACUUUCACUUAAAGCACAAUUAAAAAAAAAUUUUUUUAAAGGUCAGGUUUAUGUUAGUUGACUCUAUAAAACAAAACAAAAAAAUUGGGAGGGUAAUACAUACGUACAGAUUUAUUUGACUAUUUUAGGCCAGAAGGAAAAGGAUGGGACCAGGUUGCUUCCCUUGAGACGCAUCAGGACCUGCGGUGGCCUUCAGAGCAUGACUGGAGACGUAGUUCUCCGCCAUCUCGGUGUGAACGUGCGUGUUUCUAACUCUGUGAUGACCAGGUGGCUCAGGCUUCCUGCACACACAUUGCAGGAGUCUGCAUUGCCAACCAAGACAUCAUGGGUGGGGGGCGUUGGUGAUCCAGCAAGAGAGCCUAGUGCAGAGGGUGGGCCCUGCAGCCAGACGCUGUGGUUGGAUCCCAGAUCUUGGACAUUGGGCGAGCUGUGUAACCUCCCUGGUCUCAGUAUCCUCACCCGUGGAUUGGGGUGAAGGUAACACUCACCUCCAAGGGUGUUUUCAGGAGUAGAUGAGUUAGGCCAUGCCAAGCUGGGCACAGAGUCAGCACUCAGUAAAUAUUACCUGCAGUGGUGGUGUGCUAGGUUCAGGUGUUCGCCUUUCACCUGUCACUUGUAAGUAUAACUAAGGGAGUUGAGGGACCCCUUAGCCUGUCCUUGGGAAGCUAUAUCUGGACCCAGCCAUUCUACUUCUAAGAGUUUUUGAUAAGAAAAUAAUUAAAGAGAUAUGCCAAAAUGUGAGCACGUGGGUAUUUAUCGCUGCGUUGACAGUGGCGGAAAAAUUGGAACCCACUUAAAGUCCUCCAACGGGGGAUUGGUUAAAUAGCUCCUUCAUGUGGUGAAAUGCUGAAAAUGUGAUAGAGGUCCAUUUACAAUUGUGGAAAAUGUUGUGAGUAAAAAUAGCUGGUUAUAAAACAGCAUGCAAAAUAUCCAAUUUCUGCUCAAAAUAAAUAUGCAUAUGUAUACAGAGAGAGAGCAGAUAAUCCAUAGAACAAAAGUCUGGAGGGAUAUACGGCAGACACCAGUGGUUAUCACUGGGUGGUAGAAUUAAGGUGUUUUUUUCCUUAUUAUUGCUUUCUAAUUCUCCACAAAGAGCAUGUAUCAUGAGUAUAAUAAGAAUAUAGAGAAAACAGCAUUUUGGGACAACACUUAAGGAGAUAGAAUGGAGAUAACAUUGAAUUUAUAUGGGGGUUUUGGCCUUGAAUAUUUUUCUGCCUUCUGCUUUUAGCCUGUGACCUCAUAACUUACCGGAGUGAUUAAGAUCUCUUAGUCACUGUCCUGGGAAAUAUGCUAUUAUCUCAUCGUGAGGGGUUUAGUGAUUCUGUUCUAAGAAAGUACUUGGAAAGUGAAGAGAAAAGCAGCAGCAAGCUCCGUCAACACCCAGUGGCCUUAGUCGGAGAAAAGACUAGAACACAGCUGUUCACACAGUCUGACUCCAGUCCAGGACUGUCUUCAGGAAGGAGAAGGUUAACAUACUAGGAAGGUACUUGGGCUUGACUUCAGGAACUAGGUGGUGGCAGUGAACUGGGAGUGACGCUCCAGCGAGACUGAGCACUGAUUGGCCUAGGAGGGCAGGGAUUUUUUUUUUCCCCCUUCCGUUCAGGAAGCAGCUCUGAGCUGUCCCAGUAGCUAGACAGCCCCACAGGUAUCCUCGUCCCACCCUUCUUAUCUCACAGGGAAAGCGUGCUCUGAGUUCCAGCUCUCCUUCUGCGGACAAAGCCAGUAAACCUUUAGUGUCCUGCUGUGACAGAAAGAUGGUCCUUAAAGCCGAAGAGGAGGAGGUUCCCAGUGACCUGACUCCAGAGGAGCGUCAAGAGCUGCAGAACAUCCGUCGCCGGAAGCAGGAGCUGCUGGCCGACAUACAGAGGCUGAAGGAUGAGAUAGCAGAAGUAGCUAAUGAAAUUGAGAACCUGGGAUCCACAGAAGAGAGGAAAAACAUGCAGAGGAACAAACAUGUAGCCAUGGGCAGGAAAAAAUUUAAUAUGGACCCUAAAAAGGGGAUCCAGUUCUUAAUGGAGAACGAUCUGCUCAAGAACACUUGUGAAGACAUUGCCCAGUUCCUGUAUAAAGGUGAAGGGCUCAACAAGACAGCCAUCGGGGACUACUUGGGGGAGAGAGAUGAGUUUAAUAUCCAGGUUCUUCACGCAUUUGUGGAGUUACACGAGUUCACUGACCUUAACCUUGUCCAGGCGUUACGGCAGUUCCUGUGGAGCUUCCGGUUGCCGGGAGAGGCACAGAAGAUCGACCGGAUGAUGGAGGCCUUUGCUCAGCGGUACUGCCGCUGCAAUAACGGGGUGUUCCAGUCCACAGACACUUGUUACGUCCUCUCCUUUGCCAUCAUCAUGUUGAACACCAGCCUGCAUAACCCCAACGUCAAAGACAAGCCCACCGUGGAGAGGUUCAUCGCCAUGAACCGAGGCAUCAACGAUGGGGGGGACCUGCCUGAGGAGCUCCUGCGGAAUCUGUAUGAGAGCAUAAAAAACGAACCCUUUAAGAUCCCAGAAGAUGAUGGGAAUGACCUCACUCAUACUUUCUUCAAUCCAGACCGAGAAGGCUGGCUGUUGAAACUCGGAGGUGGCAGGGUGAAGACGUGGAAGCGACGCUGGUUCAUUCUGACGGACAACUGCCUGUACUAUUUCGAGUACACAACGGAUAAGGAGCCCCGGGGGAUCAUCCCUUUGGAGAACCUGAGUAUCCGGGAGGUGGAGGACUCCAAAAAACCAAACUGCUUCGAGCUUUAUAUCCCUGACAACAAAGACCAAGUGAUCAAGGCCUGCAAGACGGAGGCUGACGGGCGCGUGGUGGAGGGGAACCACACGGUGUACCGCAUCUCUGCACCCACGCCCGAGGAGAAGGAGGAGUGGAUCAAGUGCAUUAAAGCGGCCAUCAGCAGGGACCCGUUCUACGAGAUGUUGGCAGCCCGCAAGAAGAAGGUUUCCAUCACCAGAAGACACUGAGCAGCCCCGCCGGUGCACCGAGUCUGCUGGUGCGCCGAGUCUGCUGCUGCGCCGAGUCUGCGGGCGGCCAAGCAGGAGCAGCUCCAUACUAGGCACUGCCCCAAGCCUAGAGACUAGCUUCAGCUUUUGCUAUUUUUUUUAAGUGGGAGAUGGGCAGGCUGUGAUCCCUAGGGGAGAGGGUCCGGAAGCCUCUGGAAGCACGGCGUCUCCAGCCUUUGCUCUAAGAAGGGAGCUCCCGGCAGCCCAGCCUCCCGACGCCUCCCCACUGUGCAGGUCUGAUAGCAAAGCCGGAGCCGACCGUUUACCUCUGGUUACUUCCUGUGAAGAAGCCUUCACCCAGCACCGUGAACGCAUGUUUCCAUGUGUUAUUAUACGCUAAGAAAAAGGUGGGACAGGAGAGAAGCCACAUGCCAUAAAGAUAUAUUUUUGUUUUCAAGAAGAAAAAAGGUAACAUAGAGCUAUUCUGAUGCGUCCUGCCCCAUUGGCGUGGGCAGCUCCUUGGGAGAAGCAGCUGCUGAGGCACACUGGCCCGGCUCAGGGAUGAGCAGGGCCUGCCUCCUGUGCCGCCACCCAGGGGCCACCCAGGCCUAGUCCUGGGUGCUUGCUCUGUGCCCGUGUGAGCUUGAGGGUGGACGGGGUAGAGGGAACAGUGGAUGCAGCGAGGACCUAGGACCUGUCACGGAGUCAGAGCCCAGCGGUGGCCUCAGGGACUCGCAUGGCUGUGUGGUCGCACCAGCCGAGGCAGUCCACUUCAAGUGCGUACAGAGCACUGAGGAGGGAAGAGAAUCGUCUGGACACUGGAAUCAUUUGUCUCUUUCAGAAUUCAAGUUCUUGUUGAGCUUUAAAAUACAAAGUCAGCAUCUUUGCUUGAGCUAAUACCUAGUAACCAAAACUGUGAGGACGCGAUCCCCGCGGAGGUCCUGGGAUGGCCUGACUGUCUCAUGUUUGGUUUUUCUCCCUCUCUUCCUACGACUCCAGUCCUCGUUUUAGAGGAGGAGUGGGUCUUACCAGAUGGCCUGAGGGCUCAGCUUGUCCUGCCUCUAGGCUGGCCCUUGAUCACACCCUGGCCCUGCAUUUUGGGGUGGGCCGGCAGGGGAACUGGGCCUCAGUCUGCUGGGCAGGGCUGCAGGCAGUUUCUUGGAGAGAGGAGAUUAAUAAACAAAUACUUGUUUCUUUCUUUUUUUUUUUUUUAAAGAAACGUGUGUGAGUAGACCAGGCCCCUCCUAACCCCUGGUAUGCGGGGCUGCGGGACUUGAUGCUCUCGCCAUUUGUUCUCUCAGGGACUCUCGGGCGACUCCUGCCGCUCACUCCAGGCCAGCGUGCCACAGGCACAAGCAUGGGCUGACCAGGUCACCUCAGCUGCGGCCUCCGGCCACCCCUGCCCGGAGAGUGCAGAGGGCUCCCCACAAAGGAAGGUGGGCUGGGCAAGCCUCGCUGCAGGCUUCCCAGGCGGCAGGACCCAGAUCCCCUGCCGUUCUUAGGGCCGGUCAGCAUCUCUGGAAAUAGCCUGUGCGGGGAGGAGUGGGGGGCAAUCUGGGGUCCCCCUCUUAGCGUGGGAGUCAAGAGUAGCUAGGCCCUAUCUGGAGGGGCUUCAGGCAUCUUUAUUUGAAGGCCACGGAAGGGGUUCCAGGCUGGAAGCUGAACUUCCUGGGGAGGAGAACCAGGGCGGCACCCGUGACACCACUGUCACUGGAGUCCCUCCGGUUGGCUCCCGCCCUUCGGCCAAGUCCAUUGCACUGGUUCUCACGGAUACCGCCUGGACCGAGAGGCACCUGGAUCAGUAUUAGUCUAUUUAUCAGAGGUGUAAAUAAUCCAUGUAUAGUUUUUCUUCUCCUGGAUUAUUUUGUAUUUGUUUAAAAAGAAAAGUUGUGUCAAAAUAUAAACUAUAAAGACAUGACUGAAAGCUGUCAACAGGGUUUUUAAAAAACUAGAAUUAUUAUUUCAAUUGUUUUCUGUUUUUUUUGCUUUGUAAACUAGCGCCAAGGAACUGCAGCAAAUAAACCCCACAUCUGCCCGGGCCACCCUCCUUGUCUAGUGUGCUUUUUACCCGGGGCGGGCCUGAGAGGGAAGCCACGGUGCUGGCCAGCUGUGUUGUGUGAGCCACUUCUCCUCUUAGUUUCAGCAGUCACACCAGUGAGAAGUGUUGAGAAAGUUCUGUUUUCUAUUAGGGAAGCAAAAUGAUAAAAGAAGAUUAGCUCAGUCUCUUGCCCCACCCACUUUCCUAAAAGAAGAAACAAAUAUUAAGCACCUACUUUAAAGGAGGUGGCACGGUGGUUAAGCACUUGGCUGCUAACUGAAAGGUCAGCGGUCAAACUCACCAGAGGCUUAGCAGGAGAAAGACUUGGGGAUCUGCUCCUGUAAAGAUUGCCACCUAGGAAGUCCUAUGGGGCAGUUCUGCUCUGCCACAUGGGAUCACCAUGAGUCGGAAGAGACUUGACGUCACCUAACAACAACAACUUUAAGAUCAAGAAAUGUGUCUUCCGUCAGUGUGAUAUAUUUUCAACAUUAUUCCAGCUCCCAGAUACGCCAGCAUACUGCCUGGGCAGAUCCAGGAAGGAGAGACAGUGGGCUGUAACUCAAGCUGGGAAAGACACAGCAUAGUGCCAGAGAAUGGAAGGAGACAGGCAAGCCCUGGCCUGGCCCUGCAUCAGCUGGUAGCCCUUCCCCAGUGCCUCAGAAGUUGUCUCUCUGCUGACAGCAGCAAUUUCAAAUCUUUGGCUUCAAGCCCCCAGCAUGUGAGAAGAUGCUCAACGUCAUUAGUCAUUAGGGAAAUGCAAAUCAAAAGCACAAUGAGAUACCACUUCACUCCCACUAAGAUGGCUGCAGUAAAGACAGACAAUAAUAAGUGUUGGCAAAAUUGGAAUCCUCAGGCAUUGCUGGUUUGGUGCAGCCACUGUGGAAAAGAGUCUGGCAAUUCCUCAAAAAGUUCAACAUAGAGUUGCCAUAUGACCCAUCAAUUCUCCUACACCCAAGAGAAUUGAAAAUAUAUGUCCAUACAAAACUCGGACGUGUUUAUUGUAACAUUAUUCAUAACCAAGAAGUAGAUACAAGGUUUUUGGGGGGAGUGAUCAAAACAUUCUGGAGUUGCUUAGUGGUGAUGGUUGCACAACUUGGUGAAUAUACUAAAAACCCCACUUAAUUACACACUAAAUGGAUGGAUUUUAUGGGGCGUGAAUUAUGUAUCUCCGUUAAGAAACAACCAGGAAAUGUCAUCACGUGCAGUGGUUAUCAGCGUGUGGUCCCCCAUCAGUAGGCAGCACUUGUAUUAGAAACGUGAGUUCUCAGGCUCCGCCCUAGCCCGCUGGACCAGGCUGUUUUGUGCUGGAGCCCACCAGGGUUCACCAAGCCCUCCAGGCGGUUCCAACACAGGCCAGUUUGAGCACCACCGUCCCAUUUCUUUCUCUUCAUUGCUAAGACUUUGUUUGUAUAACAGCUGAGGUGUAAUUCCCACACGAUAAAAUACACCCAUUUAAAGUGUGCGAUUCUACGGUUUUUAGUAUAUUCACAGAGCUGUGCAACCUUUCACAAUUUCAGAACAUUUUGUCACCCCCAAAAGAAACGCGUGCCUGUCUGCUUUCACUUCCCAUCUCCCCCCAACCCCUACCCUGGCUCCUCCCCAGCCCUAGGCAACUACUAACCUGUCUGUGGGUUUGCCUGUCCUGAAAUUUCACAUAAAUGUAAUCGUACAGUAUAUGACCUUUUGUGUCUCACUUAAAGGAACCCUGGUGAUCCAGGGGUUAAAGCACUUGUCUGCUAACUGAAAGGUAGACGGUUCGAACCCACCAACCGCUCCACGGGAGAAAGAUGUGGCAGCCUGCCUCCAUAAAGAUCACAGCCUUGGAAACCCUUUGGGGUAGUUCUACUCUGUCAUAUAGGGUCGCUAUGAGGCGGAAUUGACUCAGUGGUGGCAGGGUGGUGUCUGACUUAGCCAGUUCCGUAUUUUUGAGGCUGACCCGUGUAGUAGCUUGGAUCAGGACCCAUUUCUUUUUGGGGCUGAAUAAUAUUCCAUUGUGUGGAUAUGCCACAUUUUGUUUACGCAUCCAUCAGCUGAUGGACGUUUGGGUGAUUUCCCCUUUUGGCUGCUGUGAGUUGUGCCGCCGUGAGCCCUGGUGUCCAGGUUUCUGUGUGCCGUGCGAGCCUUUCUGUCUGGUCUUCCUUACUGCCCGCAUCCUCACGUGCCAUUCACUUCCCAGCCAGAGAGUACCUGCCUCAUCGCACCUCGCGGCCUCGGGAAGCUCGUCUGUGCUGGCUCUCCCGCCUCCCCCCAGCUUACUCUACCAGGCUCUCACUGGCCUCUCCCUCUGCCCACCCAACACCCUGACACUCCCAGGGGUCUAACCCCAACUCUAGGCUUUAAGCACUUUCUGGACGGAUAACCAGUCCCGUGGCUUCAAUUUCUCCCACCUGCGCAGACCCUACCGUCCCGGGAUGUUCCAUCUCCAUCUCUGCCUGCCUGUGGGGCCUGUCCACCCGGGGUCCACCGGGCCUGCACAUUCAGCCCGUCUGCACCUGAACCUCUUCCCUGAUCCCUGAGCGUGUCCCCCCUUCCUCGGGGAACGUGGGCUUAAUUCGGAGUUGUUUCUCAUUUGCCCCCCGGCCCCCAAGGCCUGUUGUUGCUGCCUCCAGAGCCUUCUGCUCCUCACCAGGUCUGCCUUCACCUCCGCCUCGGGCCUGGUCCACCGGCGCAGGCUCCCCUGCUGGUCUGCAGACCCCCGGCUUUGCCCUCUUCCACUUGGCUGUCCGUCCUGCUGCUUGG